AUGGACAAAGUCGCAGUGUCACAAUGCCCAUUGCUGAGCGAAUACUUUCCGGAAGUUCCCCUUGAUCUUCUUCAACCAAUCCUUCUGCGCAAGUCCAAGGCCUUUCAACGUUUGGGAGAAAUAUAUCGGUACCUGCGACAACGCCACGAAUCUGUGGCAGACGGGAACAGCGUAUUUGAUACCCAGAUUACCGACGACAGUUUCGCUGUGCGAUACUACAAUUCUCCUGAUGGCGGUGGAUAUCAAGAUCUCAAAGCGCGGAUCAAAUGUGAUGCCAACAAGGAGCGGAAGAGGGUGAUCCAACAGAUGGAGUCCAACCAUGUUAGACGCUCAAAUAUUAUCACCGAAGCUGAUGGGCUAGGGCACACCAAGGUCAAGAAGAUGAUAGGUCGAGGUCGCAAUCGGCGGGAAGAGUACGUGCAUGAUACUUAUGCCUGUCGCAAAUGCCAGGCGGAAUCGGAGGUUCGCACCAUGAAAACGGAAUUUCAUGAAUGGCCCCUCCCUCCCGAAAACUCUGUGUCGGAAAAGCUUGUACUGUUCGAGAUGGCAUCGCCCGAAGUAUUCGAACACUGGCGAUCAACGACGUAUUUCAUUCUUCAUGAUGUCUGCAUCCCACUUUCUUCUCGUAAAAACGAACAUGCUCGUCCUCUUCAGGGCUACAUCCAAGAAGAAGAUGGUCCCGGCAAAGUAACGCUGGCUUCUUUGGCGCAACCCCUGGCUAAGAGCAAUCCGUACCAUGCUUUACCAUAUUCAGAGUCUGAUGUCUGCCUACCUAAUGCAUUGACUUAUCGUCUUUACGAUGCAGCUGGGGAUGCUUGGAUUGAUGAUCCCUUCGAGAGUUGCGAUAUCCGGGAUCUCUGCACUCUUCGAAUCACUCUGGACGGCGUUUACGAUGGUCUAACAUACGCAAUCCGGAAUAUGACUCAUACUUCAAACGAGGUCAUCGCAAACCAAUCAGAUUGCCCGCAAGGGCUAACCUUGCACGAGUACGAGGCAUUCGGUAGUUAA
Molecule: messenger RNA, 1008 nt
Organism: Guyanagaster necrorhizus
Lineage: Eukaryota; Fungi; Basidiomycota; Agaricomycetes; Agaricales; Physalacriaceae
Exons: 1
Coding region: 1-1008 (335 amino acids)
Source: RefSeq, a predicted model, not a curated record